UACCUUGGUCUCAAAAUUACUUCCAAGUUUACUUGAAUUUCUGGAAUCGUUCAAAUCAUUCCCAAUUUGUCUGGUCAUGGCUUCUGAUCCCAGCACCAGAAACCAAACAUCAAUACCCUCCUUGGUUUUAUUUGGGUUUGCACAUUUCCUCUCGCCAUUCACAAUGAAUAUGUCAGUAGCAUUUAAUUUAUCAUGCGAUAUUUCAGCGAUCUUUUCUUUGAAUUGUUCGUCAACUUUACAAAAGUUAUACCAUGUAUACUCCAUUGUCACAAUCACAUAUACAUUACAUUCAGAUUGUGGGGGUUGUUUAGUUGUUGCUGGCGAUGGUGGUGUGCUUGUUCCUGGUGGUGUGCUUGUUCCUGGUGGUGUGCUUGUUCCUGGUGGUGCUGUAGUUGUUGCUGGUGAUGGCGUUGUGCUUGUUCCUGGUGCUAUGCUUGUUCCUGGUGCUAUGCUUGUUCCUGGUGGUGCUGUAGUUGUUGCUGGUGAUGGCGUUGUGCUUGUUCCUGGUGCUAUGCUUGUUCCUGGUGCUAUGCUUGUUCCUGGUGGUGCUGUGGUUGUUGUUGCUGAUGGUUCUGUGCUUGUUCUUGGUGAUACUGCGGGUGAUGGUGCUGUGCUUGUUCCUGGUGGUGCUGUGGUUGUUGGUGCUGUGUUUGUUCCUAGUGGUACUGCAGGCGAUGGUGCUGUGCUUGUUCCUAGUGGUACUGCGGGUGUUGAUGCUGUGCUUGUUCCUAGUGGUAUUGCGGGUGUUGGUGCUGUGCUUGUUCCUGGUGGUGCUGUGGUGGUUGUUGGUGUUGGUGAUGGUGUUGUGCUUGUUCCUGGUGGUACUGUGCGUGAUGGUGAUGGUGCUGCGCUUGUUCCUGGUGGUGCUGCGGGUGAUGGUGCUGUACUUGUUCCGGAUCCUGGUGGUACUGCGGGUGAUGGUGCUGUGCUUGUUCCUGGUGGUACUGCAGGUGAUGAUGCUGUGCUUGUUCCUGGUGGUACUGCGGGUGAUGGUGAUGUGCUUGUUCCUGGUGGUACUGCAGGUGAUGGUGAUGUGCUUGUUCCUAGUGGUACUGCAGGUGAUGGUGAUGUGCUUGUUCCUAGUGGUACUGCAGGUGUUGGUGCUGUGCUUGUUCCUGGUGGUACUGCGGGUGAUGGUGCUGUGCUUGUUCCUAGUGGUACUGCAGGUGAUGGUGAUGUGUUUGUUCCUGGUGGUACUGCAGGUGAUGGUGCUGUGCUUGUUCCUAGUGGUACUGCAGGUGAUGGUGCUGUGCUUGUUCCUAGUGGUACUGCGGGUGAUGGUGCUGUGCUUGUUCCUGGUGGUACUGCAGGUGAUGAUGCUGUGCUUGUUCCUGGUGGUACUGCGGGUGAUGGUGAUGUGCUUGUUCCUGGUGGUACUGCAGGUGAUGGUGAUGUGCUUGUUCCUAGUGGUACUGCAGGUGAUGGUGAUGUGCUUGUUCCUAGUGGUACUGCAGGUGUUGGUGCUGUGCUUGUUCCUGGUGGUACUGCGGGUGAUGGUGCUGUGCUUGUUCCUAGUGGUACUGCAGGUGAUGGUGAUGUGUUUGUUCCUGGUGGUACUGCAGGUGAUGGUGCUGUGCUUGUUCCUAGUGGUACUGCAGGUGAUGGUGCUGUGCUUGUUCCUAGUGGUACUGCGGGUGAUGGUGCUGUGCUUGUUCCUGGUGGUACUGCAGGUGAUGAUGCUGUGCUUGUUCCUGGUGGUACUGCGGGUGAUGGUGAUGUGCUUGUUCCUGGUGGUACUGCAGGUGAUGGUGAUGUGCUUGUUCCUAGUGGUACUGCAGGUGAUGGUGAUGUGCUUGUUCCUAGUGGUACUGCAGG
This is a messenger RNA of Paramuricea clavata, 1815 nucleotides long. Lineage: Eukaryota; Metazoa; Cnidaria; Anthozoa; Malacalcyonacea; Plexauridae. The record is from the annotation of a GenBank genome assembly.